GUUGUAUGGACUGAUAUUGGUAAUGAAAGGAAGAAACAACCUCCACCAAGCUUUUUGUCUCAGCACGUUCCAGGACUCUCUAACUCUCCAAACUCCACUUCUUCAGGAUUCAGUUCAGAAGAGUCAGUUGUAAGGUCAUUUUACUCUGAAUUUGGAAUCAGUUUAGAUGGCUACUCCAGGUUACAGCAGGCUGUUUACUGGGAUGGGCCUGACAGGUCAAUCACAAAUGUGUCCACGAGUACUAGUCCAGCCCACACCACAUUCAACAUUGAGAACCUGAAAGAGAGCUUCCAAACUGGUGAGGAGCUUUUUGUUACGGUGCACGCAAAGGACUUUGACAGUAAAUCCAAGAGUUAUGGAGGCGACUUUUUUCAAGCCAAGCUGUUCUGGUCUAAAACUAAGGCCAGUGUGUUUGGGGAGGUGGUGGACCUGCUCAACGGCUCCUACUCUGUGCAUUUCCUCCUGCCGUGGGUCGGCGAGGCCCAGGUGGCUGUGCGUCUAAUUCACUCCAGUGAGGCUGUGCAGGUCCUGAAGCGUCACAGAGAUACUGACUCUGACAGGGUGUACUUUAAUGGAUUUUACGAGGGACCAGGACCAAAUAAGACCAGGCUGAGUGAAGCAGUGAUGUGUAAUGUUAAGUGGGACAAGAAUGGACUAGAGCAUAUGGGAACUGGAGACUGUUGCUGUGAAUACAAAGAUCCCCGUACCGAAGAAAUAUGGCGCUGCCAGAGACCCAAAUCCCUGCCAUGCAGUGCCCGUGUGUACCAUUCUAUGGGCGGUUAUAGAAACCGUCUUAUGACAGACAAACAUGUUCUCUUUGACAGGACGCAAACUAACAAAGGUAUCAAUGGAGAUAAGAGCAUCAUCAAAAUUGUUCAUUCCCAUGGAAAUGAAACUAUUGAUGUAGCAGAGAAAUGUCAUCCUGGUUUACACACUCCAGUUCCAGCCGGCUUUUACCUCAAUGAUGUGUGGACGUCUUUUGUCUGUAGCACCCGACAUUUUACAACCCAAACGACAACAGAGUGCCUGAAAGACAAACACAUUUACAUGAUGGGAGACUCUACCAUGAGACAGUGGUUUGAGUUCUUUGUGAAAGUAGUACCAACCCUGAAACAGAUGAACCUGCAUGUUCAAUAUCAGUCAGGGCCGCUCCUAGCAGUGGAUGUGAAGAACAACAUUGACUUACACUGGAGGGCUCACGGCAUUCCUCUGCGCAGCCGAAAAUCAGCAGUUGCUAAUCUGCACUACAUCAGUAAUGAGAUCGAUGACCUGGCUGGAGGAUCCCACACAGUCAUUAUGUUCAAUCUGGGGCCCCAUUUCACCACGUACCCUCUGGAUUUCUACACCCAUAGAGUGUUGAGGAUCCGCAAAGCUGUUCUAGCAUUGUUACAGCGGGCGCCUGACACUACCGUUAUAAUCAAGACUGUCAACACUGGCUAUAAGGAUAUUUUCGGGAGUGAUUGCCCUGCUGGUGAUAAAGAAUUAUAG
Messenger RNA from Sinocyclocheilus rhinocerous, 1488 nucleotides. RefSeq names its product NXPE family member 3-like. The transcript is spliced from 7 exons. Lineage: Eukaryota; Metazoa; Chordata; Actinopteri; Cypriniformes; Cyprinidae. The annotation marks the transcript as partial. The record is from RefSeq and is a predicted model, not a curated record.